AAUUGCAUUAAUGUGCAGGUGUACAUUUGUGCCUAGGGAAGUCCACGAUGAGAGUAUAUCCCAUAUGACUGAUUGAAUGUUUGUACACAAAUUAACACUUUUCAUUCUGAAAUCAAACAAAUAACAACUAUAAGUUAUGGUUAACUGUGCUAUUGCUGAUGAACGGUCAAACGCCCACCGCCCCUUAAUUCGCCAUGCGUGAGAGAGAGAGACAGAGAGAGAGAGAGAGAGAGAGAGAGAGAGAGAAUCGUGCUGAAGAUGUGUAGAAUAACAUUCUUCCAAUAGCACGAAAGAAGGCUAUUUUUUCGUUCAUGUCGCCAUAGUGAACCAGCAGCAGUGGCUUGCGCACCCCUGGAGCGGUUUAGUGGAUCUGUCCCUUUCAGAGCAGGAACACGGCAUGCGCGAACAAUCCGCAAUGACUUCCUCCAUCACAGACAAAGAAUAGGAAAUAUAACAUCUUUGGUGGCUCUUGCUUUCUUUUGUGCGCGUUAAGAUAUCAGCCAUAAAAGGAAACGGUGUGCUGCUUGGAGACUGUGCUGCGGGAAGGAAAUCCUUCAGUCUCCUACAAUCCGCACAGACAUCGAUUCGUCUGGAGGGCGUAAAGCGAAGGGUCUGGGAGGUGCUCUGUCAACCCCAAAACCUCAACUCAUGACUCACGUUAUUAGAAUCACUCGCUGCUUUCUACAGUCGAAGCAAGGAUCGUUUAACACAGUGAGUGAAUCGAUCAUUUAACCACUUGGGACAUCGACGGCAUUUUAAGGUCUAAAGCCAAUCGCUGAAUAUUUCAAAAAUGAACAUCUAAAACACCCAGGCAGGUUUUUUUCUUUUUAUUUCUGUAGUGAAACUGUUGAAAUGCGCAGCUUUUUAAUGACUUUCACAACUAUCAACUCUAAAUACGAGUGUAAUAUUUAUCCUAUAAGAAAAGCGCUGAGUGAUAUUCUUCAUUUUGCACAAAAGGCUAAAAAAAUUUUUUUGUGGAAAGGAUUUUAAUCGUCUGUCUUGCGACGAGCUUCAAGUCAUGACUGCACACACUCACAAUGAUUUACAUAUAUUUAACACAGAGAAUAGCGCCAUACGCAUAAAUGUAGGAGGCUUCAAGAGGAGACUACUGUCCAGUAUACUGUCUCGCUUCCCUGAGACGCGACUUGCCCGUUUGGUCCGAUGUCAAUCAAAAGAAUCUAUCCUGGAACUGUGCGAUGAUUACGAUGACACUGAAAGGGAGUUCUAUUUUGAUCGAAAUCCUUCACUUUUCCCCUAUGUUUUGAAUUUCUACAACACAGGCCGCUUGCAUGUUAUGGAAGAACUGUGUAUUUUCUCGUUUAGCCAGGAAAUUGAAUACUGGGGGAUCAAUGACUUUUUCAUUGACUCCUGUUGCAGCAACACCUACCACUGCAGAAAAAUGGAGCCAUACCAGGAGGACUGGGAGGAUAAAAGUGAUGACGGAAGCACUGCUUCUUCUUUCGAUGAGAUUUUAGUAUUUUACAGUGAUGCCACCAAGUUUGACAAGCAACCACUUGGAAGAGUCAGGAGGAAGAUUUGGCUGAUGUUGGACAAUCCUGGCUACUCUCUGUUCAGCCGGGUCAUUAGUGUCUUCUCUAUUCUGGUGGUGUUGGGCUCAAUAGCCACCAUGUGUAUGAACAGCAUGAGUGACUUUGCCACAUUGAACAGUGAAGGCCUGCCUCAGGAAGACCCCCGGUUUGAGACAGUGGAGCAUUUUGGAAUAGGCUGGUUCACGUUAGAAUUGGUUGUCAGGUUUGUUGUUGCACCAGACCUACUCCAUUUCUUUGAGCACCCAUUAAAUAUGAUUGACUUAGUGUCUAUUCUACCAUUUUAUCUCACACUGCUGCUCGAUCUGGUGGCUGAGAGGCGCCCCACACUGGAGAACCUGGGACGUAUUGCACAGGUCCUGAGGCUGAUGCGGAUCUUCAGAAUCCUAAAGCUGGCACGUCAUUCCACUGGUCUGAGAUCACUUGGAGCAACACUGAAAAACAGCUACAGGGAGGUGGGUCUGCUACUGCUCUAUUUAGCAGUGGGGGUGUCAUUCUUCUCAGUGAUGGCCUAUACCGUUGAAAAGGAGGAAAAUGAUGGACUGACUACUAUUCCAGCCUGCUGGUGGUGGGCAACAGUCAGCAUGACCACAGUGGGCUAUGGUGAUGUCGUGCCAGGGUCUAUUGCAGGAAAACUCACUGCUUCAGCUUGCAUCCUUGCUGGCAUCUUGGUGGUGGUACUGCCCAUUACACUCAUUUUUAACAAGUUUUCUUUGUUUUAUAAGAGGCAGAAACAGUUGGAGAUCGCCAUGAGGAGCUGUGAUUUCAGUGGGGACAUUAAGGAAGUCCCUUCAGUGAACUUGAGGAACUAUUAUGCACAUAAAGUAAAGUCUCUAAUGGCAAGUUUGUCCAACAUGAGUCGCAGUUUUCCCAGUGAUCACAGCUUGAAUGGGUCACUGCAGUAGCUCAGGAGGAUUGACAGCGCACUCAUGUCUAUGGCUCCAUCAGAAUACAUAUUUAAAUGCAAUGUAUCUUGUAGUAUGGUUCUAUCUUACCAGCAAAACCCACUUACCUGAUGUUGCCUGUAUUUAUUGAGUUCAAAUGUGUAUAGUGACUGAGGAUUCUCUGCCUUAGAAUUAUGAUGUUUAAUGUGUGUUUAAUAAUCAAUAACAUGUCAUGAUAACAGGCAGUAUGCACUUGCUAAAUGGAGUACUGACACAAUGAUUAAUAGAAAUAAUUUGUGUGUGUAUGUCUGUUGGAGUUUUGUACUUGAAAACUGUAAAGUAAAGUUUAAUCAGUGUUGACUUCACAUCAUCAGUACAUAUUUUAAUGUUUACUAAAAUUAUCAAUAUGCUGUUGCAAAAUAUGCUGGAGUAUAGUCCUUUUGCAAGUGUUUGUUAUGACUGUUCAACCUUGGAAGUGCUUUUGAUGUAGGACUAAAUAUAAAAUUAUAUUAUCAUAAUACACUGCUCUCCUAUGACAAAGGGUUUAAAAAGGGUCAGUCGAAGGUUCAAUGUGUUUCAAGCUUAUGACUUAUGACUAAAUAUCUGACUCCCUGUUAAUAGGUUAACUUAAUGUUCCAAACAAUAAGUAUUUAGAUAGUACUCUAAGUAUAAUGUCAGUGUUCAAUUAUGCAUUUAAUUUAAACAGCUUUAUAUGUUUUAGAAGUUUUUACUCGAAUGUGACAUUACCAUGUCUGAGAGAUAUAUAAAUGUAUUAGGUAACUGUCCUAUUAGCUCAGAGGUUUGACUUGCUUGCAAAGGCCUUUCCUUGGCAGAGUUCUGUAUUAAAUGUGUCUGUCAUAAAAUUUCAUUAUUAUUUCUGAACAUUUGUGUAACAUACUACCUUUCAGUAAUUGCUGAGUAUUUUAAAAAAUAACACUGUUACAAAGGUUUAUUAGGUUAAAGCAGAAGAACAUAAGGAAAAAUAUAAUAAAAGAAGUAACAGGUUAAAUGUUAAAACUUACAAAACCAAUUAAAUGAAUGGCCACGUCUGCCAACACAAGAUGUCUGCCAACACAAGAUGUCUGCCAAUACAAGACGGCACAAGAUGUUAAUUGCAUUGGAGAGAUAAAGAUCAACAACAACAUUCUAAGAUUCUCACUUGAGAACAGUGUCUCUCUCUCCCAAGAUCUUUUCUAUCAAAGUCUAACUCUUAUUAUUAUUAGUUAUAUUCCAUGCACCUCUUUCAAGGGUAUAAUGGCCAGUAUAACAAGUGGGAGAGACAUAAUCUACACACCCAAAAGUCUUAUAUGCUAAUUUCUUGUCUGAGAAUGAGUUGAAAUAUUGGCAAACUGUGUGGACCAGGAGGCUCCAGUGUGUGUGUGUGUGUGUGUGUGUGUGUGUGUGUGUGUAAAGUAUUAGGACACAUUGCAAAAUAUAAAACUACAUACUCUAAACGAUAGGACUGAUAGAAAACAUGCCCUGAGGAGUACUUUGGUUAAAUAGUGUGUAAGUGACCAGAUUUAUACCAUGUGGUCUUUCUCACCCACAUUUCUCAUUAUUUUAAUCUGUCCAGUCCAGGACUAUUUUACUGCUACAAUUUAUAAAUCUUCUACUACAUUUCAUAAGUAAAGAAAAGAAAAUCAUGUUCUUCAGCUUGCUGCUCUUCUGUACCUCACUGAUGCUGACAGUGAGAUAUGAUUGGUCUAGGGCUGUAUCAGGUACACUAGCAUAGCUUUAGGUCUGUGACAUAUAUACACCACAGCUAAAGCAUUAAAACUAUAUGCCUAAUAUCAUGUAGCCACCACAUCAACUCUGACCCAUUGAGACAUGGACUGUACAAGACCUCUGAAGGUGUGCUGUGGUAUCUGACACUGACACAUUAUCAGCAGAUCCUUUAAGUCCUGUAAGUUGUGAGGUAGGGCCUCCACGGAUCAGACUUGUUUGUCCAACACGUCCUACAGAUGCUAGAUUGGGUUAAACUUUUUACAGAGUGCUGCUAUAAAUACCAUUGACAGUGUCGACAGAUAGCUGUGUGUGUAGUAAACUUUAAACUGGCAAUUUACCAAUGUCAGUGGUGUUAAACUCAUUUUAGGUAAUGAUCCUAAUGUUUUUUUAAUGUAGUCCAGUGUCAAAUGGGCUGGGCCAAAAAAUCAGUUUACUAGAACAGCAACAAAUCAAUUCAGACUAAUGUUGUUGUGCUCAUAGAAAAGGAUAAAUUAUUCCCGCCACCAAAAUAAAUAAAUAAAUAAAUAAAAUAAAAAAUAAAACAAUUGUGAUUGCACUAGUACUGAACCCUGUUGUUUUCUUCAUUUCAUCCCAACUUCAUUUCGAAAGAGAUGUGGAUACAACAACACAUUUUUAGCUAAUUAAAUUACAUUAUUACCAGCACAUUUUGCCAGUAAAGUUUAUGGCCCUGAGAUUAUUGAUGUA
This is a messenger RNA of Hemibagrus wyckioides, 4861 nucleotides long. Its product is annotated as potassium voltage-gated channel subfamily S member 2-like. The transcript has a single exon. The coding region runs from base 1019 to 2452 and encodes 477 amino acids. Gene Ontology annotation, biological process: potassium ion transmembrane transport; protein homooligomerization; regulation of delayed rectifier potassium channel activity. Gene Ontology annotation, molecular function: voltage-gated potassium channel activity; protein binding. Gene Ontology annotation, cellular component: voltage-gated potassium channel complex; membrane. NCBI's taxonomy places the organism in Eukaryota, Metazoa, Chordata, Actinopteri, Siluriformes, Bagridae. The record is from RefSeq and is a predicted model, not a curated record.